GAAAAUGGUACCUAUCUCUCGGCUCUGUUUUGCCGCGAACAAGGCUGUAAGGGUAUUGUGAUACCGGUGCAAACUAAAACCCUACAACCGGAUUGGCGUUGCCUUACCUGUGAAACAGUAUUUCCCCAUUCGAAAAUGGCCCGAUAUCAGGAUUUUGCCUUGAAUACAAUCAACAAUCGUAUUAAUGCCUGCAGUGUUAGUGAUAUGAUAACCUUCAUUAAUGAAAUGUGUCCACGCUUUUGUCCGCCAUCCAAUUAUGUGCUAGUCGAGGCUAAACUCAAUGUCAUUUGGAGAAUGUCCCGACCUACCACAGAAGAGUUUACCGAAGAACAGAUCAAAUGUAAAGAUCGUUAUAGAGCUGAACUGUUGGAGCUGUUGGAAAAAUUGGGAGCUGGAGAUUGUACUCUCAAAAAGUUGAUAACCGAGGAGAAUCUUUGA
Musca vetustissima is the source of this 438-nucleotide messenger RNA. It is a transcript of the gene SmydA-8, whose product is annotated as SET domain-containing protein SmydA-8. The transcript has a single exon. The annotation marks the transcript as partial. The record is from RefSeq and is a predicted model, not a curated record. NCBI's taxonomy places the organism in Eukaryota, Metazoa, Arthropoda, Insecta, Diptera, Muscidae.